Daucus carota subsp. sativus is the source of this 4304-nucleotide messenger RNA. Its product is annotated as probable phospholipid-transporting ATPase 4. NCBI's taxonomy places the organism in Eukaryota, Viridiplantae, Streptophyta, Magnoliopsida, Apiales, Apiaceae. Gene Ontology annotation, biological process: phospholipid translocation. Gene Ontology annotation, molecular function: ATPase-coupled intramembrane lipid carrier activity; ATP hydrolysis activity; magnesium ion binding. Gene Ontology annotation, cellular component: plasma membrane. The record is from RefSeq and is a predicted model, not a curated record. The coding region runs from base 381 to 4070 and encodes 1229 amino acids. The transcript has 11 exons.
ACGAACUAUACAUACAUAUGAUACACACAGCACUGCUUCACAUCCUGACAGAGGGCCCGGAACACACUGAUUUACUGGUUAAAAUUGGGUCGGAAAUAGACUCUCUCUCGCUCCCUCUCUCUCUCUCUCUCGUACAUAUUUAUAUCUAUUAAAUAAUACUCACAGUUGUAUGAGACACACACACGAACUGGCAUUCAAUCUUUGUCUCUGCGCACAUCUGCUACGCUUAAGCUGGGCCUUUUUAUUUUUUUCUGAUCUCAUUUGUUGACUCAUCAUCUGGCUCUGCUGACAACCCAUCUUUUUUAGGGGAUUAGCCGAGAGUGUGAUUCAGUUUUAACAGUCACCGUUGAUGCCAAAUUUGGAAUUUUGGUGCCUGAGAGAUGGCGCAUGGCAGGGUGAGGGCAAAGGUCCGUCGGAGCAGUCUUUACACAUUUGGUUGUGUUAGGCCGCCUCGUGAUGAAGCCGAGGGUCCACAUCAAAUUCAAGGUCCUGGAUAUUCACGAAUAGUAUAUUGCAACCAGCCUCGUCUCCACCAAAGGAAACCUCUUAAGUACUCGUAUAAUUACAUAUCCACUACAAAAUACAAUGUUAUAACUUUUAUACCUAAAGCAAUCUUUGAGCAAUUCCGGCGCGUUGCCAAUGUAUACUUUCUCCUGGCUGCAAUCUUAUCACUAACACCUGUUACUCCAUUUUUACCGGUUAGCAUGAUUUCUCCUUUGGCUUUUGUGGUUGGACUUAGUAUGGCAAAGGAAGCAAUGGAAGACUGGCGUAGAUUUGUACAAGAUAUGAAGGUUAAUCUGCGGAAAGCCAUCACCCAUAAAGGGAAUGGCGAAUUUUCUUGUAAACCAUGGUUGAAGAUUCAGGUUGGAGAUGUGGUAAAAGUAGAAAAGGAUCAAUUUUUCCCUGCGGAUUUGUUUUUUCUGUCAUCUAGUUAUGAAGAUGGGAUAUGUUACGUAGAGACUAUGAAUUUAGAUGGAGAGACGAACCUGAAGGUUAAAAGAGCUUUAGAGGUGACUCUACCCCUAAAUGACGAUGACUCUUUCAAGAAUUUCACAGGAACAAUUAGAUGUGAAGACCCCAACCCUAACCUUUACACUUUUGUUGGUAAUCUAGAGCUUAACAACCAGGUCUAUCCUCUUGAUCCUAGUCAAAUUCUUCUUCGAGAUUCAAAGCUGCGGAAUACAAGUUAUGUGUAUGGAGUUGUAAUAUUCACCGGCCAUGAUAGCAAAGUCAUGCAAAAUGCUACAAAAUCUCCUUCAAAAAGAAGCAGGAUUGAAAAACAGAUGGACAAGAUUAUUUAUAUCCUCUUCACACUACUAGUUUUUAUCUCAGUAAUUAGUUCAAUAGGUUUUGCUGUUAAGACAAAAGACCAGAUGCCAGACUGGUGGUAUUUGCCUCCAGAUGAUGGUCAUCUUUAUGAUCCUAGUCAUGCUAACCUAUCUGGAUUUUAUCAUCUAAUCACUGCUCUUAUCCUUUAUGGAUACCUAAUUCCCAUCUCGUUGUAUGUUUCUAUUGAGCUUGUGAAGGUCCUUCAAGCAAAAUUCAUUAACAAGGACAUACACAUGUAUGAUGAAGAGACAGGAACUCCUGCUCAAGCACGGACAUCAAAUUUGAAUGAGGAGUUAGGCCAGGUUGAUACAAUUCUCUCUGAUAAAACUGGAACUUUGACAUGCAAUCAGAUGGAUUUUAUCAAGUGUUCCAUAGCUGGGACUGCAUAUGGCUUGUCUGCUAGUGAAGUAGAAGUUGCAGCUGCAAAGCAGAUGGCAAUGGACCUUGAUGGGCAAGAUCCCGAAUUUCCAGGCAAUUUUAGCCGUAGAAAUAGUACAGAAGUAUUAUUAAAGAACAAAAGGCCUAGUUUUGGACCAUCUGAGAUUGAGCUGGAGAAUAUCAGUACGCCAAUGGGUGUAAAGCAUCAGAAACCUGUGAUUAAAGGUUUUAAUUUUGAGGACAACCGCAUCAUGAACGGAAAUUGGUCAAGAGAACCAUUUGCAGAUCUAAUUUUGUUAUUUUUCCGAAUUCUUGCUGUUUGUCACACUGCAAUUCCAGAACUAAAUGAUGAAACUGGUGGUUAUGACUACGAAGCAGAGUCACCAGAUGAAAGAGCUUUUCUUGUGGCAGCAAGAGAAUUUGGUUUUGAAUAUUGUAAACGAAGCCAAACAAGCAUAUAUGUGCGUGAAUGUCAUCCUUCUUCUCGAGAAAUUGUUGAAAGGGAGUUCAAAAUUCUUAAUCUUCUGGAUUUCACUAGCAAAAGGAAGCGAAUGUCUGUGAUUGUUAGGGAUGAGAAUGGAAAGAUUUUUCUGCUGUGUAAAGGCGCAGACAGCAUCAUCUUUGACCGUUUAUCUAAGAGUGGAAGAAUAUUUGAAGAAGCUACCAUGAAGCAUCUGAAUGAAUAUGGGGAAGCUGGGUUACGGACUCUUGCACUUGCUUAUAAGAAGCUAGAAGAAGCCGAGUACACUGCUUGGAGUGAAGAGUUUCUUAAAGCAAAGACUUCUAUUGGCGGUGACAGGGAGCUGAUACUUGAUAAAUUAUCGGACAUGAUGGAAAGAGAUUUAUUUCUUAUUGGUGCAACAGCUGUGGAGGACAAACUUCAGAAAGGGGUGCCUCAGUGUAUUGAUAAACUAGCACAAGCAGGUCUGAAAUUCUGGGUCCUUACUGGUGAUAAGAUGGAAACUGCAAUUAACAUUGGAUAUGCAUGCAGUCUGCUUCGACAGGGCAUGAGACAGAUAUGCAUAUCAGCAAACAUCGACAUUAUGGCCCAAGAUUCUAAAAAGUUGCUUAAGGAGAACAUUUUGAUGCAAAUUACCGUUGCUUCUCAAAUGGUCAAGCUUGAAAAGGACCCUCAUGCUGCGUUUGCCUUAAUCAUUGAUGGCAAAGCGUUAGCUUAUGCCUUGGAAAAUGAUAUGAAGACUCAUUUCUUAAAACUAGCAGUUAAUUGUGCAUCUGUGAUAUGCUGCCGUGUUUCUCCCAAGCAGAAGGCGCUGGUAACAAGAUUAGUAAAAGAAGGUACGGGAAAGAUAACGUUAGCAAUUGGUGAUGGUGCAAAUGAUGUUGGAAUGAUUCAAGAGGCAGAUAUUGGUAUAGGAAUCAGUGGUGUGGAAGGAAUGCAGGCUGUGAUGGCUAGUGACUUUUCCAUUGCACAGUUCCGGUUUCUGGAGAGACUUCUGGUUGUACAUGGGCACUGGUGCUACAAGAGGAUUGCUCAAAUGAUUUGUUAUUUCUUCUACAAGAACAUAGCUUUUGGGCUUACGCUAUUUUACUUCGAGGCAUUCACUGGCUUCUCUGGGCAAUCCGUCUAUGAUGACUGGUAUAUGUUGCUAUUCAAUGUGGUUCUUACUUCAUGGCCUGUCAUUUCACUCGGUGUCUUCGAACAAGAUGUUUCUUCUGAGGUCUGUUUACAGUUUCCAGCAUUGUAUCAGCAAGGACCAAAGAACUUAUUCUUCGACUGGUAUCGGAUAAUUGGGUGGAUGGGAAAUGGUCUGUAUUCCUCCUUGGUUAUUUUCUUUGUUAACAUCAUCAUCUUUUACGACCAAGCUUUCCGCUCAGAGGGCCAAACCGCAGAUAUGGCUGCUGUGGGUACCACUAUGUUUACUUGCAUCAUUUGGGCUGUCAACUGUCAGAUUGCCCUCAUAAUGAGUCACUUCACAUGGAUACAACACUUCCUUGUGUGGGGAAGCGUCGUCACUUGGUAUAUAUUUCUUUUUCUAUAUGGUCUGAUUUCACCGGUUUACUCUGGAAAUGAUUUUAAAAUACUGGAAGAAGCUCUGGGUCCUGCACCACUAUACUGGCUCACCACUCUAUUAGUGCCAGUUGCCUGUAAUCUCCCCUACCUAGCUCAUAUAUCCUUCCAGCGGGCCUUCAAUCCAAUGGAUCACCAUGUAAUUCAAGAAAUCAAGUACUACAAAAAAGACAAAGAGGACCGAUCCAUGUGGAGAAGAGAGCUGUCGAAAGCUAGACAAGAAACCAAGAUAGGGUUCUCAGCAAGAGUAGAUGCAUCAAUCCGACAGUUAAAAUUGAGGUUGCAGAGGAGAUAUUCUUCGUCGACUCCACGUAUUAGCAUGUCUCUCACAUAAUUUUAUUUUUUCUUGGUUCUGUCAAUAUUCAUUGUUGGGAUCAUUGGCAGUUGGUCAAUUUCUUCAGUUGCCCUUGUUCAUUCCUCCAGGUUAAUGUCCUGUAUAGUAGUAGCAUUGCUUGAACUUUGAAGGUGUUCAUCAAGCAAGAUAGAGAAUAGGUUGUGUACAGCUUUUAUCUACAGUAUACAUAGCAGCAUAAUAUAUAGAUCAGUUAUACAUUGAUAUUUUGUUCAA